GCGGCAGCGGCAUCGUUGUCGGUUCAUAGUCGAUGAUGUAUUAGCGGCUACACGAGAUUAGGCAACCGACACCUGGCUUCUUGUGAGUUCGUUCGCUUGCCUUUACCGGGCUUUUCAACUUUCUUCGACGUUCAUCCGCAAUCUCCGUCUCUGGCGCACAUUGCGCAAUUCCUUUGAAGAAAACGAACACCGGCAAACAGUGUCCACGCGCCGCUUCAUCAGCCCAAGUCACUUUACUUUUCCAUGUCUGGCAACGACACUUGGAACGAAUCAGAGACGAACGACACGCGGCUUGGUAUGGAAUGGACUCGCGACAAAACUCUCGAGCUACUGCACGAAUAUCAACAAAGACGCGUCCUCUGGGACUGGAACGCUCGUGGUUAUCGGGACCGAGCGAAGAGGAAACGUGCGAUCCAGGAGCUCGCCGAGAUUCUCUGCUGUAACACCCUCGAGAUUGAGAAAAAAAUAACGAAUCUAAAAUGCCAGUAUUCGAGGGAGGUGCAUAAGAUACAGAACAGCCGUGACUCUGCCAUUGGGCCCGACGAUGUUUACGUAUCCAAGUGGUUCGCCUUUAAAGCAAUGCAGUUUUUACAAUUUGGCACAAGGAGGUACAGCAAAAGAAAGAAGAAGGUCGAGGAAGAAACAUCAAAAUUGCAAGGGGAGUACAUUGUAAGCGAUAUCGAUCCCGAGAGCAUCACGUUCAUAGAUUGCAACGAGGAGACAAACGGUUCGGGGACUGGUUCGUUGAACGCCUCGCUGAGCGAAGACGCAGAAGAGUCCUCGUCGUCCAGCCUGAAGGCGAUGGAUCUGUACAACAGCUCGUUGCAGGAUCACAGUCCCAUGUGCGAUCUGAACGGGUUCGAGUUCGGCCAGGCGAAACUGGAUACCACCUUGAACGAACGAAGGAGAACGAAAGAAGAAUUCGCGAAAUUCGCAGAAAGUAUUGCUGUACAGUUAGCGGAGAUUCCUGAUUCCUAUUCGAGAUCGGUGGCGAAACUGAGGAUCAAUCAAAUCCUUUUCGAGGCGGAGAUAGGCGUUUACGCGCAAACACGUCGUUAA
Habropoda laboriosa is the source of this 1059-nucleotide messenger RNA. RefSeq lists its product as uncharacterized. The transcript is spliced from 2 exons. The record is from RefSeq and is a predicted model, not a curated record. The coding region runs from base 244 to 1059 and encodes 271 amino acids. Lineage: Eukaryota; Metazoa; Arthropoda; Insecta; Hymenoptera; Apidae.